Molecule: messenger RNA, 9405 nt
Organism: Symbiodinium pilosum
Lineage: Eukaryota; Dinophyceae; Suessiales; Symbiodiniaceae
Source: the annotation of a GenBank genome assembly
AUGGAGGACACUGACUACACAGCCGAGGACAUGGUGGUGUCGGAAGUCUGUGGGGGCACGAUGAUGUGGGGAACAUUUAACACCGAGGAGAAAGUGGCGCACGACCAGCUGGAUGCUCUGGUCCGCUUGGGCGUCAACUUCAUCGACUCAGCAGAGCUGUAUCCAGUGCCCUUCGAAGGCGGAAAGCUAACGGAGCAAUGGAUUGGCACCUGGCUGGAGAAGGCUCUGGCAAAUGGCACAGUGAAGCGCGACAAGUUCUACAUUGCCAGCAAGGCGAACCCAUCCAACCUGGGCGCACCGGACUUGGAAGGGCGGAAGAAGCCUUGGGGAUUCGAUGCGGAGUCGCUUAUGGCUUCCUGCAAGGCAUCGAUCGCGAGGAUGAAAUGUCAGUACAUCGAUUUGUACUACUUGCACUGGCCGACCCGGGACACACCUAUCUUUGGUUGUGCCUCCUUCUAUGCAGAAGGCAAGGAGCGUCCAAUGCCUCACUUCGACAAAGGAUCCUUCUUCUUGGAGCCUUGCUUCUGUUUUGCUGGCUGCAGUUCCUUGGGCUUCUUCGGGGCCACGGCGGCGCGGCGGCCACUGGAGAUCUUGAUCUACGGCCAGGUGACGAUCCAGCCCGAUUACCUGAUUCUCCGCAUCGACGCGUCGGAUGUGCCUCCAGGCUGGAAACCAGGUCUGGAAAGCUACCCUCUGAAGCUUUUCUUCGCAAAGCUCAAGUUGUGGUACCGAUGCUGUGAGGUUCCAGAUGAAGUAGUGGGACCACUGAUCGCGGGACGACUUCAAGGAGGAGCUCAACGUUUAGCUUUGGAACUCAAGUUGAUUCGCCCGGACGGCGGUUACGACAUCGGAGACGCAGCUUUGGUUCGGUUGUCGGUAGACGAGGUGCUCGACCCGAACGACGGCAUCACCGUGAUCCAGCACCACAUUCCAUCAGGUGUCCAGGCGCUCUGUAAUGCCCUCAGGGACACCUAUGGCGACAACGACGAGCAGCAGACGACUCGUGCACUGGAAAAUUUCUUUGAGUUCCGUCGACCACACAGUCAAUCCCUUCAGGAAUAUGCCGCUGACUGGGAGCUCAGGCUUGAUGAGGCGAAACUUCGAGCCGGCCUGGACCUCAACAACGUCGCAAAGAGCUAUCUCUGGCUUAAGCAGAGUGGACUGUCUCAGAGGCAUCAAGAUGACUUACGGUUGCAGGUCCAAGGCGACAUGAGCAGAUUUCACGACAUCAGAGCUCUUGCUGUUCGGCUUUCCCACAGAGUUGACAAGGGCCAGUCCACAGGCGACGUCUUUUACGACGAGGAGAUUGACCAUUCCUCGGAACAAGGCGAAUGGCAUGGCUGGCCCGGCUGGGAGCACGACGAAGACUACUGGACGGACGCCUGGUGGACCGAGGAUGCUUGGUUCGCCGAGGACGGUUCUCCUGAAGGCACUUGGUACGAGGAUGAAGAGUACUAUGAGGCUGAAGAGAUCCCCUGGCAGGGUGAUCCGGCAUCCGAGCCAGGAUAUCAAGGCGAAGAUCGUCCUUCAUACUUGCCUACUGCGUCCACAGCGGACUAUGAGACGGACGGCGUCUACAGCUCAGGAGGCGGACGUGGAAAAGGAGCAGGCCCUUUUGGUUCAGGAUGCCAUGUGUGUGGAAGCAAGUGGCAUCGAGCAGCAGAUUGUCCUGUGCAAGGAAAAGGCAAAGGACCAUCAAGCUCCUUCCCAGGUUCGCACGGCAAGGGCAAGAGCAAGGGCAAGGGCAAACCCUCGAAAGGAAAAGGCAAGGGCAAAGGCAAGUACAAGGGCAAAUCCGCACGAAAGGGUCGUGGAAAAGGAUGGCCGUCACAGUGGUCAUCAAAAGGUUCGUGGAGUUCACCCGACGAGCCUCGCUCUUGGAUGCCUCGCUACUUUGCCAGUGUCGAUGAGGACUACGACGAAGAAUGGGAGCCAUAUCAACUUCGACAUGCUCGUGUUGGUUUGCACCUUGGCGACUCUCCGCCUAAGGAUCUCUCAAAGAAUGCCCCACAACCUGCUCGGCAAAGCUCCACCACGAAGUACUUUGAUAUCGGCGACUCCAAAACUGGCAAUCGCUACUUCGAGGACUUGCUGACCUUGGAGCGAGCGCAGAAGCCAACAACCAGCGUCAACGCGACCAAUGCCGAAUCCUCAGAGGGACAAGGAGCAGAGUCCUCUCAAGACACCAACGUCACGAUGCCCGCGAAGACGCUGGAGUUCUUCUUUCGAAAGAAUGGAGACAAUGAGGACGAGUCGCCCCGGCAUCGUACCUAUCAUGAAAAGCCUGAGAGCAACGAUGUCUACCACACGGUCAAUGGUCGAAGACGGCGUGGCCUGAUCAUCGACCCUGGGGCCGCCAAUGGCCUGGUUGGCACCGAGACUCUCAGGGACUUGCUGCAGCACAUUGACAAGGCGAAGCAAGUCAGUGAAACGAUUGUGUGGAGGCCUCGACAAGCCGAGGUGACUGGCAUAAGCGGCUCAGCUGACACCACUUUGGGCGAGAUCACGAUGCCGCUUCCCAUGCUGACGGGCAUCAAGGAGGCAAAUUACAAGGCGGACGUGAUUGGCGGUGAAGCAAGCGUGUGUCCAGCAUUGGUGGGAAAUCCUGCAUUGGUGAACAUGAGCGCUGUUCUGGCUGCAAACUGGUUCACAAAUCGUGAUGGACUUCUUGCAAUCCCUCACGGAGGUGAUCUUCAACUUAUUCGUCUGCUCUACACAGACUCCCGUCACUACCUCUUGCCGCUCGAUGAGGAGACGAGUGCAACGGAGCUCGAUGAUGAGAAGAACAAAGCCAAGACCUUCCUGGCUUCGAUCCAGGAGAAGUCAACCACAAGGUGGAACGACGUUCGAAAUUGGUUCACGUGGGCGACGACUGCAAAGCCGAAGCGGAGUGACUACAACCUCAACGAGGAGCCAUCUCAUCAUCUUCCUCACGGGAGUGCCUCGAGCAACAAGGAGGAGCAGACGACAUCCACAGCCACCACAGAUGCACUAGUCAAGAACGAGAAGGACUCGGGGGUCAAUGAUCAAGAGGAUAGUUUAGAUAGAGUAGAGACAUCCGCAGCCACCGAUGCACUAGUCGAGAACGAGAAGGACUUGGGGGUCAAUGAUCAAGAGGAUAGUUUAGAUAGAGUAGAGACAUCCGCAGCCACCGAUGCACUAGUCGAGAACGAGAAGGACUCUGGGGGCCACAAUGUUCAGUACAUAGGGCAACCUACAAUGGCUCAUGCAACACAGGUCCUGACAGCAGACAUGCAGAUGACCGCAGAGCAUGAGGCAAAAUUCAGUAUGCCAGUCAUGUACCAUGGUGACCAUUAUCCGUCAGAUCUCUCUGAGCACAAGAGGGCAAAGCUUGACCGACAAUAUCGGGCCAUCAAGGAAGAGUACUACACAAAAUCAGGCCAAUGUCCCGUGACUCCAGAGAAUUUCUCGGAAUGGAAGCAGACUCGCAGAGCCCAGAGGAAGUCACAGUUCUGGGAGAUAUGCAGUGGUUCCGGGAGAUUGUCAUAUGUCGCUCUCCUUGCAGGACUUGCCGUCACUUUCCCCGUGGACUACCGAUAUGGAUGGGAUCUCAGCAAUCGAGAACACCAAGAAAUGCUUCUGCAAGCUCAGACAUCGGCUGAUCCCGAUUGCGUUAUGUUCUCUCCGAGUUGUGGUCCUUGGUCACAAUCAGCUAAUCGGUUAUCUAUGGAGGAUCAAGAAGCACUUCGUCAGGAAGAGCGACAAACACUUCAGUUCAUCAAACGCAUGGCACAGUCACAGGCGGAUCGAGGAAAAGGAUUCGUUGUCGAGAAUCCUUGGGGCUCAGCUUUGUGGAAGCAUUCUGCUUUGGCCAACCUGGAGAACGAGAUCGAGGGCUGCCGACCAAAGCAACGUUGUGACCAAUGUGCAUACGGGGCGACAGAAGAGAAGGGCAAGCCCAUUCAGAAGGCCACCGGCUUCCAAGCGAACUUUUCACUCCGACAGUCAACGCACAGAUGCAGGGGUCAUAAGUCAGGUCAUGGUGUUCUUCAAGCCACAUUCCAAGGAAUGAACCGGACUACUUUGGCAGCAGUGUAUCCUCAUCAACUGUGUAGAGCGAUUGUCAAGGAUGUGAAGAAGUUCCUGUCCAAGGUUGGCGCUGGCGUUGCACAUUUCAUCGGAUACAAGUGCGAGAAAUGUGCUCUUGGCAAGGAUGCCCCUCCAGGCACCGAACAUACACUGGUACCUCGAGAAUGUCGUCAUGCGUCUGCCUUACCUACACCAGGCGAAGCUACUUCUUCAAGCAACGCCGCCCCAACGCCAUCGCCGCCUGUUCGCACUGCUGUGACCACUCCAAUUCCGCAGCUCCUUGAAGAGUACAAGCGGAAUGCCUUGAAGAAGCCCAAUCUUGACGAGAUCAAGUUGCAACUUCCAACGGGCUUCACCAUGACGGCAGUGGACACAGUCAUGCUCAAAAGUUUACUGGUGGACUUGGUCAACGACAGCGUGAACAUCAUUUCAGAGAUGAAGGGCAAGCACAACCACUGGAGUCAAGAUCCUUUGCACAUUGCUGUCCUCCGUCGGAUUUUCUUCAAGGUCAUCAACGUCAAGGGAGUGUGCGUUUCUCUUCAUGCCGAGAGUUAUCCUAUGCCCAUGCCUUUUCUGAGGACCGAGUCAGCUCCUCUUCGCAUGAUCAUUCGGGGAGACGUUAAGGCAUGGACCAUGAAGACAGUUGAGGAUCUCCGAACCUAUACGGACCAGCAGCUCAAGGCAAAGUUCUUUGUGGAUGAUUGGGUCAUCGCGGUUUUUGGCUCAUCACCUCAAGACAAGGAUCACUGGGAGAUUGACAGAACACGUGGCCGUGUCCUUCGUCAUCAUCUACAACCACGUGUCGCUUUGUUCACUCCGAGAGAGGACGAAGGCCCGAUCAACAUGGAUGAGUUGGCGUCAUCAAGAACGACAAUUGCUACACCAUAUGAUGAACCUGGGCCUCGAGUAGUCAUACGGGAUGAUUGGACCUCUCGCGACAGCUCUCGAGCAGCACUAGAGCAUGGACGAUGGACUGGCGCCACGGAGUUCAUCACCAAGCUGCCUGAGGACGAUGACGAUGAACCAGCAGACCCAGUUCUUCGUGAAGCUGAAGCACACGAGCAAGCAAUGGAUGCGCAGGAACAGUUGGAAGACGCUGAACAAGAUGAGGCUGAUCUCAUGGAGGACAAGGCGCCACUGAUUGAUCCACCUAGGAGAUCAAACUUCGACUUUCGACGAGUUCUUGUGCGCCUUCCUCGAUUGGUCAAAUCCGAUGUGGAUCAAGCCAAGCGCCUGCUCCUUGGCCUUCACGAGCGCUUCUGGCACUCGACGGCCUCAGACCUGCAAUCAUUGCUUUCUCGUGCUGGCAUGCCGUCCGAUGUGGUCAAGCUGGUUCCAGAGGUUGUCGCAUCAUGUGCCAUUUGUCGCAAGUACAGCAGACUCAAGUCAAAGCCUGCAGUGAAGACAAACCAUCCUAUGGUGUUUGGCGAAGAAGUUCAAGCAGACUACUUUCAGCUUUGGAACCAGUGGUUCAUGAUAUUGAUAGAUGUUGCCACUCGCUACAAGAUCGUAGUCAAAGUUGCUGGACGUGAUCUGCCUACUGCUCUACAGGUUCUUCUUCAUCAUUGGCUACGCUUCUUCGGACCAAUGCGGCGGCUGGUCUCAGACCAGGAAAGCUGCCUUAUGUCACAUGAGGCCGCUGCCGAACUGGAGAGGCUCAACAUCAAGCGAGAUCCAGCUGGCACUACGAGAGGGCGAGCGCAAGGGCAGCAUACGAUCACAGGCCUUGUGGAAAAACAUACCGAGCUUGUCAAGCUGCACAUGCUGAAGAUCCAUGCCGAGGCCGAGCGCACUGGCUUGGAAACCAACUAUGCCGACAUCGCAGCUGAGGCAGGCUUCGCACAAAACGCCACCAUCAACAUUGGUGGCUACACUCCACACAUGUUGGUCACUGGAAGCUUGCCAUUCCCAUUCUACGACAUUGACUCAGCAGGUCUCCAAGCUACUUCUGGUGCCAACAUGACAAGGCCUACAGUGUUCGAGACAGCCCUUCGACUUCGUCAGAUUGCACUCACAGCGGCCACUCAGUCGAUCAUGGAAGAUCGCAUUGCACGUGCUGGCCACACACGUCCACAAAGAGUGCAGACUGAGUCCCUGAAGCCAGGAGUUUCCGAGAUUGAGUUUCAUCGCGAAGAUGCAGAUGGUUUGGGUUGGCGUGGCCCAGGAUUGCUCCUAAAACUGCAAGACAAUGGUUCAGCGAUUGUUGAGUAUCAGGGUCGUCCUUACCUCAUUCCACUACGCAAUCUUCGCAUGUUUCGUGGGACCUACUACGCGGACUACCAUGGAACGGUCGACAACCGGCGCAAGGAAGAAUUGGACUCCUGGCUGGCACUUCGCAGUCUGAUGCAGAGUACGGAGGCAGGUGUUCCAUUUCGUCAAGAUACUUUCGGCCAUCUCCUCAACAACCAGGGCAAGUGGACUACAUUGCCCAAGACUAUGGAUGACAAGCAGCGACAAGGAAUCUUGGAGGAAGUGGUCAUGGCUUCUGCAUUCCUUACUGCCAAAGAAUGCCACGGCGUGAUUGUGGGGGUUGGCCUGCGCAAGAUCAUCACGCCCGCCAACACUACCGGGACUUUGAUAGCUUGGCUGAGAAACACUGUCAGGAUGUCAAUUGUGGAUAAUCCAAAAGGAACAAACAUGUCCACUGUGCCGUUUCGAAUCUCCGGACGUGAAGAAAUGUGCUACACCUAUUUCUUCAGCUAUGCGGCGAACUACGUUGAACCUCCAGCGUCAGCAUGGGCACCACGUGGAACUCCAAUGGAGGAAUCACCUGUUGUACCACAAGCUCCACAUGCUGCAGGAGGUCCGGCGGAUCAACCACCAAUGGAUGUUGAUUCUUCGUCCAUGAAGCGUGAUGGUCCAGAUAGCCGCACUGUUGUUUUGGGUCCCGAGGGCAAGAAGCAACGGACCUCUUUCUCGCUGCCACCCUCUGAGUACAUGGCAGAAACCUUCUUGGCCAUGCAUCGCGCUCAAUGCCUCAUUCAACCUGAAGAUGAGCCACUCGACCAUUUCGAGCACAACUUUAUCGAGUACAAGCCCACGAGUAAGAAGGAUGAGCUCUUCUACAUGUCUUCUCAUGGCUGGUACGCAGAUUUGUUCGAAGGCUCGAUUUUCCGGGUGGACACCACUACUGGCAACAUCAGCGAGGAUGAUGUGUACGGUAUUUGGCCAGAGGUCGAAGAGGGUGACAUGAAGGAGGUUGCCCAGUUUGUUGAACAACAAGCUUUCAGUCCUGUUCGACUUUCUGAUCUGGGCAAGGACGUUGCCGUGAUAGAUGCAAUAUGGGUCAGAAAGUGGAAGAAGGCAGCCAGCGGUCGUAUAGUGAAGUCACGACUGUGUGCCAGAGGCUGCCAUGACCCCUACAAGAACAUGAUGUCAAAUCGCUCGACUACGGCAACACGGUUGUCACAGAGGCUGAUCCUGAUGUCCGCGGUCAAUGUUCCACAGAAGACCCUGGAAAGCUGGGAUGUUGCCGGUGCCUUUCUAAAAGGGUUGACGUAUGAUGCCUUGUGGCGGGCACUUCGUGAACUUGGUCUAAACACGGUUGAGAGAAUGAUUGCCAUCAUUCCUCCGCUCAAUGUUUGGCGACACCUUCGCAAGUUGUCCAAGAAGUUUGACAUCCCUGCACCAUUGGCAUGGCAACUGUUUCUCCACAGAUACUUGCGGGAACUUGGCGGCAAGCAAUCGCGCUUUGACGAAUGCUACUGGUAUUGGCCUGCUCCAAAACCAGGUGCUUGGCCGCUGUCUUCCUUGACCACUCAUGUGGAUGACCUGGCUGUGGAAGGUUUCAAGCGAUGGCUGGAUGAAGUUUUCCUCAAGAUGACGAAGAAGUUCGGCAAGCUGACGAGGCAGUCAUUGCCAUUUUCUCAUUGUGGAUGUAAGUACUCGGCCAUCGGCGAUGGUUACCGUGUCGACCAAAGGGAGUAUGUCUCUCAGCUCAAACCUGUCGACAUCGAUCCCUCUGACUCCGAUGACCGGGCACUCACCUCUGUUGAGACCACGAUCCUGCGUUCAGCCAUCGGUGCUCUCAUGUGGACAGGCAUAACCAGGCCUGAUCUUCUGGCUGAGCUUUCGGCGCUCCAAGGCAUUAUGAACAAGGGCAAGGUCAAGCAUCUCAAGGAUGCAAACGCACUUGUUACCCGAGCAAAGCGCGACAGCGAAGCUGCCAUACACUACAGGCCACUCCAGACGACAAGGUACCGCAUCGUUGUGGUGCACGAUGCGUCGGCCGCCUCUUCCACGAAGAAUUACGCUCAAGAGGGCGUUCUUGUCUUCCUCAUGGCAGACUUCAUCAACACGAAGGAGAACCACAUCAUUGCAGAUGAUGACUUCGCAAGGAAUGUGCUCUCCGGUCGUGCACAAUUGCUGCACAUGCAAUCAUCGAAAGCGAAGAGGGUGAGUUAUUCAACCUCGCACGGUGAGACGCUGGCAGCGAUAAACGGCCUUGAGUGUGCCACGUUAGUGAGCACAAGGCUAGCUGAGCUGACAUACGGGGGUGUUCAGCCCACUAUCCGUCAGCUUUUAGCUGUGCAAGAAAGGGGUUCCGUGUUCUUCCCCGUAGACUCCCACACAGACUGUAAAGACCUGUGGGAGUUGAGCACAGGGGUACGAUGUGUACCACAGGAUAAGAGUCAGAGAUUGUAUCUCCUUGCCCAUCGUGAGGCGCGAGCCUGCGGACGCUUGCGCUGGUUCAUACUCACACCCACACAAUGUAUGACAUCAGAUGCGCUCACGAAGGUGAUGAUCUCUCCAUGUCUCAUGUCCUGGCUCACCACGGGUUGUGUGCAGUUCUGGAACGAGGGUCAUCCUCUCGAACUGAAGCGGCUUCCUCCGACAAGCGACUUCUCGGAAGACGAUCUGCUUGCUGGCGAUGAGGUUCUCUCCAAGAAGGUGUCAUGGUUCCAUGCGAUUCCCUUUUUGGCCCUCAGUAAUCGUCUGUAUGGUCUCGUGCUCAUCUCGACUUUGGUCACUCCUGCAGCUGCUCAGCCUCCGCGAGCCAUCUUUGACUACUAUGACCUGGUUCUUCUGUUUAUUGCAGUACUCCUCUGUAUUGCUUCCGGCUCCAUCGCAGUGAUGUUUGAUCGCACCUUCGUCAGACGUGCUACUAGCUCUUCGUUGACGACUUCUCCGGGCUCAGCGACUACUUCCACGACGACUGCGACCAGUUCGUCUUCUACCACCGCUGCUGUCGCUGAACCGUCUCCUGAACCUCCUACGGCGAGCACGACUGCUCCUCAGGUCAUUGUAAUCAGACGUGGUGGUCAUGCGUACCACCGACCGUCAUGUGUGUAUGCACAGGGUGGUAAGAGAUUUACCGCCUGUGGGUUCUGUAAUCCACAGAACAACUCCGGCUGA